Messenger RNA from Lepisosteus oculatus (spotted gar), 8868 nucleotides. RefSeq names its product golgin A2 (gene golga2). Lineage: Eukaryota; Metazoa; Chordata; Actinopteri; Semionotiformes; Lepisosteidae. The record is from RefSeq and is a predicted model, not a curated record. Gene Ontology annotation, molecular function: protein binding. Gene Ontology annotation, biological process: Golgi organization. Gene Ontology annotation, cellular component: Golgi cisterna membrane; cis-Golgi network; Golgi cis cisterna.
UUUACCCUGUGCUGGAUCCUGAGCUGCGCAGCGCUCCCCCUGGCGGCCGGCGGGGGGAACUGCCGGCGGCCGCGGACCCCUUAUUGAUGACGUGGUGCCGCUUACCUCCAGGGCGAUCCAGGAUGGCUGACGAGAGCAGGCAGAAUAAACUCGCCGCGGCCAAGAAAAAGCUGAAGGAGUUUCAGCAGAAGAACACGCCGGGGCCCGGCGCAGGGGCCAAAAAGAAGAGGAAGGUCAAAGACAACAGCCGACCGGACACCCCCUCCGGCGACGGGCACUCUCCCGAAAACAUUCAGACCCUUCUGAAGGUGCUGGUGUCUGAUCUUAAUCUCUCCAAUGGGGUGGCUCUCCCUCCAUUGGACAAAAGCCAGGCUCUCAGCGAUGCCGAAGCGGGCAGCCCCCCCAGUGGCCGGCCGGCUGCGACCCCCCGUGGGGAGAGCGUCUCUAACACCGUUGGCGUCUCUAACACCGUUGGCGUUACUAACCCGGAGUGCGCCGCCGCCGCCCCCCCUGGCACGCAGAGCCCCAGUACUGAUGCUAAUUGCAAUGAAAAUUCACUUGAGGAAAACAGACCCCUGUCAUCCACAGAAAGCCUGCGCCAGCUGUCCCAACAGCUCAAUGGCCUGCUCUCCCAGUCGCCGUCAUCCUACGUCAACGGGGACAGUGAGCUAACUCCUGGCAGUGAGAAGGAGCUGGAGACACGAAACCAGGAGCUGGCAGCCGCCCUAGACUCCAGCAAUCUAACAAACGCACAACUCAGUGCAAAGCUAGACGAGUUGAAGCAACAAUCGCAGGAGGUUACAGACCAGCUGCAGAAGGAGCGGAAGGAUUUUGAACAGAAGUUCGUCAGGGAGCAGGGAGCCAUGCGAGAGCAGCUGCAGGUGCACAUCCAGACCAUUGGGAUCCUGGUGUCGGAGAAGUCUGAACUGCAGACGGCUCUGUCCUACACACAGCAGGCGGCCAGACAGAAAACAGCGGAAGCAGAAGACUUAAGUAACCGCCUGCAGGCAACCAGGCAGAGAGUGGCAGAGCUGGAGAGGACCCUGUCCACAGUGUCCACACAGCACAAGCAGUUUGAAAAGCAUAAUAAGGAACUGGAAAAGGAAAGGGACAGCUUGAAACUGGAAGUUUACAGAUUGAACAAAGCGAGCGAGGAGGCGAAGCAGCAGAGCUCGGAGCUGUCGGAGCAGCUGAGGCUGAGAGCGGGCGAGAGCUCGGCCAUGAGGCAGGAGCUGGAGGAGCUGCACAAGAAGCUGGAGAUGGCCGACCUCAUGAUCCAACAGUUUUCUAGCCAGUCAGGCCCACCCAGUGCCAACCAGCAGCUCCAGAUGGCCUUGGAGGAGAAGAUGCAAUUGGAGGCUCAGACAUCUCAGCUGAUGGAGUCUGUGCAGCAGCUGAAGACCGAGAGGGAUCAGUAUGCUGCCCAGCUGCAGGAGGAAGGCAAAGUGUGGAAGGAUAGGACUGAGCAGCUGCUCUCCCAGGUGAACUCACUGUCAGAGGAGAAGGAGAGAAGUAUGACUCAGAUCCAGGAGCUGGAGAACUUAGUCAUAGAGCUGAGAAACGCCUCUGCCUUGCUGUCCCAGGAGAGGGAAGACCAGGCUGCCCCCGAGCCCACAGGACCUUCUGAAAAUGAGACUGCCCUGCAGGAGGCUCUCGGCAAGCUGCAGCAGGAGAAGGACGACCUCAGCACACAGUACCAGGCCCAGGUCCGGGACAACGAGCAGCUGAGCCGCCUGUGCCAGGAGCAGGAGGAGCGCCUGCUGGAGCUGGAGCGCACCGUGCAGCGCUUCUCCGAGGACGCGGUGGACCGCCAGCAGAUCCUGGAGAGCAUGCAGAGCGACAAGGCCACCAUCAGCCGCGCCCUGGCGCAGAACCGCGAGCUCAAGGAGCAGCUGGCGGAGCUGCAGAACGGCUUCGUCAAGCUGACCAAUGAGAAUAUGGAGCUGAUGAGCGCGCUGCAGUCUGAGCAGCAUGUCAAGAAGGAGCUGGCCAAGAAGAUGGGGCAGAUGCAGGAGGAGCUGCACCAGUCCAGGGAGGAGCUGGAGGGCAAGACGCAGGAGGCUCGCUCCCUCCUGGAGCAGAGGGACCAGUACCUGGCUCACCUGCAGCAGUACACCGCGGGCUACCAGCAGCUGGUGGCCGAGCGAGAGGAGCUGCACAAGCAGUACCUGCACCAGGUGCAGCUGAUGGAUCGGCUACAGCACGAGGAGGUGCAGGGCAAGGUCCAGCUGGAGCUGAGCCAGAAAGAGCUGGAGCGGGCCAAGAAGCUGACGCAGCUCGCCAAAGACAACGAGAGCUUGAAGACAGAGGUCAAAGAGCUGACGGGACUCGGCACGCAGCCAAGAGAUCAAGGUGAUGGUGUGGAGAGCAAAUCGCCGGCUGAAAGCUUUCAGAAAGCCUCGAUCGCGAUCCCCGAGGAUUUUGACAGCAGGGAAGAAAUGGCUGCCUUUCUGCAGUCGGCGCUGUCGCAGGUGGAGAGAGAGUGGGACGAGGUGAGCAGGCUGUACGAGGAGGAGCAGCGGCUGCACCAGGCCGCUCUCCAGCAGGUGGCAGCACUGAGGAGUGAGCACCAGCACCACAGCACCGCUGCUGCAGGCCCUGCUGGGGACGGCGUGCCAGUUGAAGUACAUGAGGCUCUGAGAGCAGCGAUGGAAAAGCUUCAGUCACGGUUCACAGCGCUGAUGCAGGAGAAGGCAGACCUCAAGGAAAGAGUGGAGGAGCUGGAGCACCGCUGUAUACAGCUGUCUGGAGAAACGGACACCAUAGGGGAGUACAUUGCCUUGUACCAGAGUCAGAGAGCCAUCAUGAAGCAGAGGCACAUGGAGAAGGAGCACUAUAUCAGCAUGUUGGCCAAAGACAAGGAGGAAAUGAAGGCGAAGCUGGCCGAGCUGCAGGACCUUGUGCUGCGCCUGGUGGGAGAGCGGAAUGAGUGGUACAGCAAGUACAUCACCUCGGUUAGCAACCCUGACCUGCUGCCCAGCAGCAGCGUGGAGCCUAGCGCGCCGGCAGAGAGACGCAUAGAGCUCAACGCCACCGACGGGCCAGAAGCGCCGGAGCUGAGCUCCCUGGAGGCGGCGCCGGAGGGCGAUCUGUCCGGGCAGGCGGGGCAGCCCCCCCGGCCCCAGGAGGACGGCACCGCCCGGCAGAUCAUGCAGCUGCUGCAGGAGAUCCAGAAUCCCCAGGCCCGGCCCGCCCCCUUCCUCGGAGACAACCCCUGCAUCCCCUUCUUCUACCGCGCGGACGACAACGACGAGGUCAAGAUCUUGGUGGUCUGAGCCUGCCCUUCCCUGCUGAGGUCAGGUCAGCCCCAGGACGCCACAAGCCCCCCCCCCACGACGUGUCGAUCACACACCGCACCCUGGACGAUCUGGGUCCCAGUAACAGGGCUGCAUGCAGUUAAUCUCGGUGUCCUUCCUGGUUUUUCCCCCAAUUAUUUAUUGUGAAGAAACACUCUUCUUUUGAAAGAUUGGACCAGCUAAUCGCAAAAGGAACUGGUGUUGUCGUCAUGCCCCCUUUCAGCAGCGAACUGGAAAUAUUUUUUACUUCUGUUGAAGGGGAAUAAAAUAUCUUAUCUGCUCCCCCCUUUUGUUGCUGAUCUAAGUGGAGGGGUAAUCAACUGUGGCCUUAAAACUGUCGCGAGGGAGUGCUGGUGGCUCUGCUGUGUUCCGCAGAUACUCACAGCUUGAUAUUACUGAAUCUCCCGUGUUUUUAAUGCCCUGAUUGCAGUGGAUUCGGGAACGGUGGAUGGUUUUGCAGCCCCUUUGAUAUCGGGAGUUGUGGGUGCAAUAAAAAGCAGUAUCAUGACAUACCGCAAUCUCUUAGUUUUAUGAGUGGAUUUGAAAAGGGUGUCAACCCUGGCCUAUAGAAAGACCAUAUCUGCCUCCCGGCAAUGUGCCAUAGGCUUCUGGCCAAUGUAAGUGAAGAUGUUUAGAAAUCGUUGGUGGGUGGCGAGGGGGUGUUCCUAACCCUGCAUACAAAUUUUUUUGCACAAGUAGAAUAGGAGAAAUGCACUUUGUAUUAAAGAAGAGAUCCACAAAGUCUACCUUGAGGUCAUAACACUUAGUGAAAGAAGUUAAUAUACCAGGAAGACUGGAGCUUACCCUUCUUGUUAAGAUUUUGCUUUCUAAGCAGGAAUAAGUGGACUCUUGUGAAACCUCCCAAUUGAGCAGUCUGUUGAUGAUAUUUGUUGAGCAGAAACGUAAGGCAGGAGUUUUAACCUAGAUGUCCCGUUCCGAUUCAAAGUGGCCGGCCUGUGUCAUUCCACCCAUGUCAGCUGUAAAUGUACAUUACUUACCCCGUGUAAUACUAGAGGGGGAGGAGAUCUUUAUAGUAGCAGACAUGGUGAAAAUGGUGUAGGAAACGAUCCAUUUGCGAUCCGAUACGAGGGAAAUGACACGCCAAAGCACAGACUCGAAACUGACUCAGGCAUUUUUGUUCAUGUGCAUGCGAUGUGCAUAUGUAUGCAGCACUGCAUUGUUCUGUUCAGGGAGGAUACAGCACUAAAGGUUGAGUUGAGAUCAUAUCUCAUAAAUGAGAAUGAAUACUAAGAACGAGGCAGAAGAAUUGGAGAGGAUUCUUGAAGCAGCGUGAUCACCUGGGGGCUGGAGGGUCUUGCCAGUUCUCAUGAGUGAGAGCCGAAUGUCUGAGAUGAUGGAGCUUCAUGUCCUUGAAGGACACGGGACAGGGUUAAGGGGAAUCGGUAACCAGAUUGUUCAGUUAAAUGCUGCUGUUAGUUUUUUUUUGGGUGAAGUGUCCUUUAAUGACUAUUCUGUAUAACCUUCCACAUGUCCUUGUCAUUUUAACAGUUUCAGACUGAAAUGGGUGAAUUUUUGCCACCAUUCCUUCAUGGUUAUAGUCAACUAUGAAACUUGGAAAGUCUUGAUAAACUGUCUCAGCAGCUGGGGUGUUUUUCCUGCAUGAAGCUAAAGUUUAUAGGAGAUGAUUGUCAACUGUUUCCCACUGCACUGGGUAUUCUGUCAAUUGUGCAGGAAAAGUGCAUAUAGUGUCGAUCAGGAUUAUAAACUGGACACGUCCUAGAAGGGCAACUUGUUCUGCGGGCUGUGAAUUUUUAAGAAGACAGAACAUGUUUGUUUUGUUUUUUUUACAUCAGCCCCUUUUUGAUAAGAUGAAUGCAUUGGAAUCUCUUUUGCAAAACAGUUCUGGAAGGCCUAGUGUGAAGCUUUAAACUUGAGAAUGCUAAGGAGUUUCUUGCUCAAACGUUGUGUUUGUGUGCUCAAAGAUGUGAUAAAUGUUUCCUUAAGUCCUCUCCCAGAGGGGAAGGAGCUGUGAAAUAUCGUACAUGAUUUUACUUUACAAUAGGCUUAUCCACUCAUAUCAAGCCACAUGUCAUCAAUUUAAAAAGAAAAACCUCAGACUUGUGUUAUUGUCUUUUUGUUCUAUGUUGAGUCCGCAGUGGACAAAGAGCACUCUUGAAUGUUCUUGUCUAUGUAGGGCUUGGGUUUGGAAGUUCUGUUGAGGACAGCCUGAUAUAAAGAGAGGUUGGCAAGCUGCAGACAGAGAAUUCAGUGACCCUCCAAGCCCUUAAGUGAGGCUUGGCCGAGAAUCCUCUGAUACUGAUGAUUUUGUGUUCACCGAGACCAAAAACUGCCCUGGGAAGACGUUAACUUGGAAAUUCAAUUUGACACCUUUACCGAGAUGGAAAUUGGUGUUAAAUCUCCGUGCACAGUCAACAUGAAACUGAUCGGAUAUUCGUUGAAAUGACACUUUUCAAACCAGUCAUAUUUUGCACCUGUCAGGAACAGAUGAACGGCUUUAGGUUUACUCUUUAGUGACAUUAAGCAUGUGUUAUUCAUUUCAGCAAAGGGUCAGCUCUCCGUUUACAAAUGGUCUUUCAGUUUAAGGGUAGUUUUAAAAUCCUGCCCAGUCUCAAAGUGUCCCCAUGAAGACAUGAUAUGGUCUCCCUACAGUACCUCUGAUGGUCUCAGAGGUGUUUUGCGUACGCUGUCCGAUUGUCUCUAGGUAAUUUAAAUAUAACGAGCGAGACGAGGAGAUUGACUUGCAAGAUUGUUUGCUUUGUAAAUGUUAAUUCUUUAUAACUUGAGUCCUCUGAGAUGUGGUUUAUUAAUAAAGAUGUAGGAAUGGUCUACACUGCAUUGGCUUUCAGUGGAGGGGUAUAAGGGCAUUGUCCGAGGACUGAACGUCUCAUUUGUACAUAUAGUUCUGCUUAGACCAAAGAGCACUUUCAGCUUUUUCACAGUAGUUCAUCAAAUUUUUUCUUACUGCAGGGUUUUGUGUUGGUAUUUCAACACAACCAGGUGAUCCUGGAUUUCUAACUGAAGAGCAGUUAAGAUAUUGUGUGACAGCUAACAGCAUAAAAGAAAGCAGCGUGGAAUUCUUAUGGAGUCUAGUUCACUACCAGUGUCACCCAACGCUGCUUUUGUCACAAUGUUCAGACUUGAAAUCUAAAUCUGCUUUACCUGCACUCUGGAAUAUCCAGACAAAGGAGUCUGGUCUGACACUAUCUGGUAUUCUUUCUUCAAAAUAUCUGUAGCAUAAGGUUAUUAAUUCAGUGUAAUAUGGCUUUCCUGUUAGUUGUCCUCCUCUCAUUAGUUUCCUGUUACAGUCUUUCACAAGCCAGCUAGCAAUGGGGAUAACCUGGACAUGGCACCAGAAUUGUGCAUUAUUUAAAAGUCUAAACUGAUUUAAACUGAAAGGAGUUUGAUAUUGAGACGGCCUGAGAUCAUAGCCUUCUGGUUUGAAUGAGUUUCUAACUGUGGCCGACAGACCCCAGAGACGUUGCAUUCCGUGUCACCCUGAAGCGAGUUUUCUUUCGGUGAAGGGUAGAUGGAAUUUAUUCAUGAUUUGUGAAUUUAGACAGCGAAGGAAAAAGAAGUGUUUUGAUUGGUUGUGUACUGCUAAAUCAUAAUCAUUAAAUCCCGAGGUUACACUGUCUCCUUUUGAAUGAACUGGACUAUAUGGGAAGGAGGAGGUUCACCUGCUUGGAUACCGAAGUAGUUAUGCUGAUCACCAUUAGAACACUGUGAGCAGUUUAAAUGGGACUUAAUUUAGGAUCCCCUGAAUUAAAUAAGAAACAAAACCCUGGGCUGUUUCCAUAGAUCCCUUCACCCAGCUUGCUGGCCAUCUCAAGAUGACUGCUCUUCAAGAAACAGUAUUUCAGGAGCCAGAGUUGUAUUUUGUAGAAAUAAACCCAGCUGCUCACCUAGUUGGAAGAUCAAAGUUUGUCUCUUAUUUUUGUUUGAAUCCAUCACUCAGUCGAUCCGGACCGGGUUUCUGCUGUCUCUGCCUUCCCCUCCAGAUUUGUUUCCUAGGGAAUUUGCCAUGCUUUCACUCCUAUUGCAUUUGAAGGACAGCUAUUCUACAACAGGAGUGUCUAAACCUGGUACUUAAUGACUGUAGUAUUUACUGGUUUACCUUCCAGCUGAGCUCUGAAAGCCUAUCGGUCGAUUCAAGUUUAAACAGGUGUGCAGAUCUCGUCUCCCUGGCCUUUGAAACACCACCUAGAGAAUGUGCAGGAUUGUGGCUCUCCAGGACCAGGUCUGGAAUACUCUGGUCCAUUUUUUUAAUGCAGUUUCCACAGUUGCUCACUGCUAGUAAUAUAAUCAGUUCCCACCCAUUUAAUUUGUGUAAAACAAUUUUUUUUUUUGUCGGCAAAAGGGAUACAUUUUUAAAGUUGGUCCAAAUUGGAAAAUCCAAAACGUCCAAACAAAUUAGCUCCUGGUAAGGAACAAACUUGGUUUAAAGAUUUAACACUGUUGCAGAGAACAAUAUGAAUGUUGUCUUUGCCAAGCAAACUGUACUUACGAACACUUAAGAAAACGCUUCCGAAUUACUUUAUCGAACCAGUGGACAUGCUGGGAAUUGAAUGUCACUAAAGAGUAAUCUUUGUAACUCCAGAACAAUCUUUUUGUAAAUCCAAACGCCGAGAAGAAAACACUACGAAAAGUAACGUGCGUACAUCUUAGUAGCUGACCUUAAUACUAAACCCUGUAGCAAUCCUGUUUCGCAAUGUCAGUAAUGAAAGCUUGUAGAACUUCAUCCCUUAUGAAGGAGUGAGAUAAGGCUUGUUAUUUAACUGCUUUAUUCAAAACAUCUCAGUGGGGAAGCUGUAACAUGUUUGUUAUAAAUCAAGGGAGACUAGGACUUGUGGGACAAAAAAGAGGUAGCUGGCUGCUGUGAAUAAUUUUCUAUACUGUGCAUUUCAGUAGCAGUGCUGAACAUCCCUAAAUACUAUAGUUAAGUCAGGAAACUCAACAAGCUUAGCCCGACAGUUCUGGGUUCGGUGACCUGUUAUUUUCUGAGGAGGUGUGCCAUCUUUGAAUGUAACUGUGGGCUUUUCUAGCCCUUCCCUCUGGGGGUAGUUAUUAAAAAUCUGUUCGUUGCGAGGGCCGAGAUGAGGACAAUGUCAUCGCACCCGUCUUCACGAGAAACAAAAAAAAAAACAAACAAACUUGGAAGUGUUUUCCAGCUUCUGAUCUUUUUCUAUCCUGCACAUUUUUUUCCAGGGUUGAGUGUCUGAAUUUGUUGAACGACCAGGAGACAAAAAGUGCAAGUUGAUGUUCUCUGUAAAAGGAACUGUGUACAUACUGUAACUGUGUAACAUAUUGUAUAUUCAUUAAGUAGAUUUAAAACAGAUUGAGUGGGUCUGCAGCCUUUUUUUUUUUUUUUUGCAGCUCUGGCAUUAUUUACCUGUAAAUCUAAUGAAAGGUGUUUGGGGAAUAGUUCAGAUUGAAGUUAACUACAAAUAUUUAUUUGGAAUAAACAUGAAAUGAAUCAGUUUUAAAAUGAAUAUCGAGACAAUACGAACAGCUGCAAUUGUCCUCAGAUUUCUGAUUGUGAUUUAUCCUGUUAGAACCUUUUCCUGAAUAAAAACAACAUGAUUGAGCAAAA